Messenger RNA from Polypterus senegalus (gray bichir), 1224 nucleotides. RefSeq names its product TMCO1/EMC3 family protein. The record is from RefSeq and is a predicted model, not a curated record. The coding region runs from base 1 to 786 and encodes 261 amino acids. Gene Ontology annotation, biological process: protein folding in endoplasmic reticulum. Gene Ontology annotation, cellular component: EMC complex; membrane. NCBI's taxonomy places the organism in Eukaryota, Metazoa, Chordata, Cladistia, Polypteriformes, Polypteridae. The transcript has 8 exons.
AUGGCUGGGCCUGAGCUGCUUUUAGAUUCCAGUAUUCGCUUGUGGGUCGUGUUGCCCAUUGUUUUCAUCACGUUUUUUGUCGGAGUUAUUCGCCAUUAUGUGACCCAAUUGCUGCACUCAGAAAAGAAAGUGGAGUUGGAGCAGGUGUCUGACAGCCAAGUAUUAAUUCGAAGCCGGAUUUUGCGAGAGAAUGGAAAAUACAUUCCCAAACAGUCAUUUGCCAUGCGAAAACACUACUUCAAUGAUCCAGAAACAGGAUUUUUUAAGAAAACCAAGAGAAAGGUUGUUCCGAAAAAUCCAAUGACAGAUCCUAGCAUGCUUACAGAUAUGAUGAAGGGAAACUUGACCAAUGUUCUUCCCAUGAUUCUAAUUGGUGGAUGGAUUAAUUGGGCUUUCUCUGGAUUUCUUACAACAAAGGUCCCAUUCCCGCUGACACUACGCUUCAAGCCAAUGCUGCAACGAGGAAUUGAGCUUCUGUCCCUUGACGCUUCUUGGGUAAGUUCAGCUUCCUGGUAUUUCCUGAAUGUGUUCGGUUUGCGGAGUAUGUACAACCUAAUUUUGGGACAGGAUAAUGCUGCAGAUCAGUCGCGGAUCAUGCAGGACCAAAUGACUGGUGCAGUUAUGGCGAUGCCCCCAGACCCCAACAAAGCGUUCAAGGCUGAGUGGGAAGCCCUGGAAAUUGUGGAUCAUCAGUGGGCACUAGAGAACAUUGAAGAUGAGCUUAUUGCUCGGGAUCUGAAUUUUGAAGGCAUUUUUGACAAGGAACUGAAAAGGCCCAUGUUUUGAAGUCCUAGUUAAUAAGAUCAGUCAUACCAGAGACCUUCUGCCAGUCUCGACUCGCACUACAGAUAGCAGACUAUCAGAACAGUCUUUAACAUUUUUUGAAAUUAAUAGGUGCCAAACAUUUUAAGGUAUUCUUUUUUUUUUUUUGGCUUGUGGCUCUUGCGGAGUAUUACCGGGAUGAAAGUUGAAGUAUUAGGUCCACAACAACCUUUGUUUUGAAUGCCAUGGAGACCUGCAACGCCUAAACGUUCAUCAAGAACAGGCAGAGACCCUUCAUGCAGAAUAAAGUGGUCUGGUCAGCGUUUGAGGGGCCCGCAUUAAAGAAAUUGGUUUAAAAUUGAAAUCAUUUCUCCACUUUUUAAAUUUUUUUUGGCUGUGUGGUGUGGCUCCUGACGGUUACUAUGUAUUGACAAAUAAAAGAGUAUUUAUUGAGUUACAGUA